Pelobates cultripes (western spadefoot toad) is the source of this 6286-nucleotide messenger RNA. NCBI's taxonomy places the organism in Eukaryota, Metazoa, Chordata, Amphibia, Anura, Pelobatidae. The record is from the annotation of a GenBank genome assembly.
UGUAACUUGGGAGGUUUACAUUUCCAAGCCUCUUAUUAAAAGACCAAUAUUUUCUAGUCCCCAUUGCUGACACGUUUGAUAAGAAGGCACUUGGUAUCCCUCUGUAUCUUCCUUCACAAUGAAAAUUUAUAUCGUAGCAUCCGUGUUCCUUUUUGUACUAUGCAGCUUACAAUAUGGUAAGUCACACAUACCGGUAUAUAAUAAUCUAUGUGACAAUACACACAUCAUAUAUUGUAUUCUAUAGCAGAUACUUAGCAAUGCUAAUGCAGCCUACUUGUUGUGCAAAAUAAUAUUAAAUAGUAAGUAAUAUGAAAAUAGAACUAGAAGAAUAUAUUGAGACAAAACAUUUUUUUUUCUAAAAAUGUUACAUUUAAUUCCUAGAACAUUACAAUGUGAUUAUUGCACAUACAGGAUAUAUAAAGUCUGUUAAUUGUAAUGUUAUUUUUUUUGUAAACUUCGAAUAUCCCGCACUCAAUUUGCCGGUCUUGUGCCUGUAUACCAGUGAAAAAAGAGUGCACUCAAGAGGACUUCUUUGAAAAAAAUAUGCUUAGUUUAUUCACAAACGUGUAGAAUUUUCAAAACGAUCAAGUCGACGUUGCUGUUAUAUUUGCUAAAUACUUUAGUGUUUCAUUUUUAUGUUUUUUAUGAGAUCAAGUAAAAUAAUUACUAGCAGCGUCAUUCACAGUUUACUUCAAGCUGAAACAAGCAUAAAUGAUAAAAUAAACAGAUUUAUACAAUAUAUAAUCUGCGCUUUCAACAAAUAAAAAUGGAGUUAUUUUAAAUAUGCUUGUGUGUAUGCGUUUGUUUUUAGAUAUAUUCACCAAUUCUAAAAUAUAUGCAUUCGUACUGCCUAAAUGGAUAUUCGUUAAUCAUUUCAAUAAAUUGUACUAAAAACUUUUGUGAUUAGCAAAAUGCACACAAAUACACCCGUUGCAUUUCAGCAUCUAACAUAUUUACUUUUUUUUCCCCAUCUUUUAUUUAGUGACAUCCCUGCAAUGUUUUGCCUGUAAAGAAAUGAAGAACAACACUGAAUGUAACCAACAACCAAUGGAGACCUGCAUCCCAAAUUUUCCUAUGUGCCUAACUAAAAUCAACACAGUUUGUAAGCAUUGAAACAUUUCCAGUGCAUUCAAUUUGAAAUAUACAUAUGUAUAUUGCCUAUGUCUAUCUUAAGCUGACUGUUUAUUCGCUGCAACUUGAAUAAUCGAAAAGGGGAAUUUCAGAGGGAGACAGAAGAAAGGGAAAAUAGAUUAGAUUAAAAAUUUUUGCAUUUCAGCUAAGAAUUGCAAAAUGUAGGCAAGAUACUCAAGACAAACAUUUUCCCAAAGCGUCUAGUUUUUGACAACAUUUUUCAAUUAGGAAUUCACUUCACUUUGAUUCAAUGUUUAGUGAAUGAAUUCCAAGAGUUGAAAGUGGCAUGUAAAGUUUGUGUAACAUUACUAAAAAGUAUUAUUCUUUAAAUAAUGGUAACAAGAUUGUCUAUUAAUUAUUUAAAGAAACACGUAUUUGUAAUAUACAGAUCAGAACAGUCCUGUUAACGGAAAUGUGGGCUCAAAGUAAGGAGAAAUAUGGUGCAGUAAAGACAUGUUGAUUUUUCUGUGAGAAUCAAAAUAAAAUUGAGAUGAUCACACAUUAUGAAACAAUAACAGGGUUAUUCCCUAAAGUGUGAAUGACAGGCAACCCAAAGUGAAUUUCAAAUUUAAGUGCAAAAUAGCUGAAUUGGAAGCCUUACUGACCUGGGGGUUUUUUGCACUUCACCUAUUUAUUAUAAUUACGGGGACAUUUUAAUUUGAUAAACAAGCUAAAUUAUCAUUUGGUUUGUAGCAGUGUUAAUUUAGUCAACUAAUAUUUUUCAGAUUUAGUCGAAUAAAACUAGACUAAAACUAAAACAAUUCAGUUGACUAAAGUUUGACUAAAACUAAAAUGGCUUUUUAGUCAAAAGACUAUGACUAAAAUUAAAUAAAAAUUUGACGCCAAAAUUAACACUGGUUUCUAGAAUCUGCAUAUUCUACAAACCAGAGAUAAGAAUAUAUAUUUCCCAUUUCCUGUCACAACACACCUCUUUAAUUCUACAGAAAAUAAGUCUUUCAGGCUAUUCAUCUUUAGAACUUGCAGGUGAAAUUGCAGUAAAAGUGUAUGUAGGCGGGAACUGAAAUGGAAACCUGACCUGCCCUACAUUAGGGUGUACCGGGGAACACCUAGUCAUCUAUUCAGCACACCUAUGCUUUGCUUGCAGUAAUGGCCAACUACAGACACUGCCUUUGUUGUAAAAUAUCAUUCUCAUGGUGUUCCACUUAAUGUGAAAUUGUGGAUUACAUGUUGAUAAACUAAAAUAGUAACAGCCACGACCUAUCACUGCUCUCAGUGAUUAGUUAACACUAAGGUGUGGCUCCUCAUAUUUCAGGCUUCCACCCAUUAGCAAAUUACAUUUCUUAUUAUCUGGGGAUUUGUAAUUGACAAUUGUAAGUCUGGUACUUUAAACCAUUUACUAUCAUGCACUUGAACUAAAAUUACUAUAACAUGUAUAUUAAUGAGGUUAAUAUGAUGCUUCAAGCAUUUAAAAUAAAAAAAAUAAAAUGCAAAUUUAUAACAAUUUUAUUUUUGAUUUAUUAACUUAUCGAGAAACACAAUAAUGUUAUAAAAAGGUUUAGAUUUUAGAUGGUGUCCAUUAUAGUGCAAUAUUUUAGGCAAGGGGCUAGAUUCUAUUAAGAAAGCUAAGUCAUUGGACAGAAUCACUUCUAAUAGAAUCUCGUUUAAGUAACAGUUCUCCUAUUGACGUCUGUGAGAUAAAUGCUGUGGUGUUACAAAAGAUAAAAUUAUCUUAGAUGAUAGACAGACAGACAGACAGACAGCCUUGCAGGCUGCUAUUGCAACUUAUAAAUACUUAAUCAGUUCACAGCCUUCCUCCUUGCUCUGACUGUUAGAGAGCAACCUACAAUGAGUUUAGAAUGUGGAAAGAGGGAGAGCCCACCAGAAAGGUACCUUAUCAUCUACACAUUGUUGAUGAUGGAUCCAAUUUAACCAUCCAUGACUAGAUUCUGUUAUAAGAAAUGUCACUUGCAAUUGCAUAGCUUUUUUUUAUAGUCGGCAAUAUGAGAACUACUAUUCAGUUGCCAGAGAUACCUUUAUUUAUUGCCAAUAGAAACCAGUCCUUAUUUAGGUAACUGGCAGAAACGUGGACAACCUUGACUAGGACUUCACAGUCGCAGUUCACUUAUUUUAAGGCAGAUCAUCUUCAAUUUCAACAUGAGUGAGUUCCACCCACCUUGCAUUUAUUGCCAUCUAGCCACCCACCUAAUCAUUAUUAACAUAAAGUCAUACCCCAAACUAGUCAAAUUGAUCCAUCCAGUCACAGCUUUCAUCCUUGCAAUCACAUACACCAAGCUUCAUAUACAUGACGGGCUGGGCAAAUUGAGUAAACUGGCCUGGGGGCAUCAGAGAGGGUAAUCUUCAGUUUAGAUUCCAUUAUAAGAGAUAAAAGUAUCUCUGCAAAUCGAAUAGUAUUUUACAUUGGUGUCAAAAGGAGUACUGCUGUUCAUUUACCUAAGAUGAGUUGAUGGAGUAAGUAAUACAAUUCAUUCCAUAAUGUUAAUUGCACUAAUAUGUUGGUCUUCAAAAUUACUAUUGAAUGUGGUGCUAAGUGCUCCAUUCUAUUAGGCAAAAUAAGUUGAUUUCUUGUAACUAAAUAUAAUUUUUUCACAUACACACUAUUACCAGAGAUAAGCAUAGCACGUCAAAUAGAAUCUAGCUGUCCCCGUAUAAGGAACUGUGUUGUUCAUAGCAUGAAUAUGAAUCUUAAAGUAUCACAACCUUUGCUGAAUAAAUGUCAAAAGGUGUUUUAAUAGUACACCCUAAAAUACAUUAUGAGGUGACAUAUAUUAACUAGAAAAAAUAUUUAUUAUAUGCUCCUAAAGUGUAAAAUAUUUGUAAAUAUAUAUAGUAUUCUAAGUACAGCUUAAUGAUCACAGAGAAGAAAUGUAUGUGUCUCUUCUUACUUUCUUAUUGUUGUAUAUGUUCUUUUGUUUAAUGUUCUUUGUCUUUUUAUGUAGUUGGCCACAAACAGAUUUCCAAACGAUGUGCUAAUACCUCUGAAUGUGAAGGUUUUGAAUAUAACGUGGGGAUGGCUUCCAAGGACAUAAACUGUUGUACCACAGAUAUGUGCAACUCUUAUGGUGGCCAGAGUUCCAUUCAAGGAAGUCGUAUGCUGGCCGCUGCAGCGUUCCUGGUUAUCUGUGUCCUCAAGAGUAUUCUCUAGACUGGUUUUGAUUUAAGUUGCGGGAGGUGGGGGGUGGGCUUUCUACAUAGCCAUGACCUGACUGCUAAACGGAUGUCUGCUGCCAAAUUUGCUAUGAGAUGGAUGAUUUCUGUUCUUCUUGUCCAAACCCUAUCCCUGUCACAGAGAAGUGGAGUAGGUAGCAUCCUUCCCACCACAACUAUUUCCAUCUGUUUGCAAUGCAGGACCAUUCUAUCAUCUCAGAUUGGCCUCUUCCUGUCCAAACUGUAGGAAGAAGGGCAACAAUCCCAAGCCAUUUCGUCUUUAAAGCUUCCCAUAUGCCAUUGUGGUAGGUUAAAUAAGUCUGAAAAUCCAACUGGAUAUUAAAUAACCCAAUAAUUUUUACUCACUGCAUGCCUUACAUUAUUAGAAGCAAUGUGAUCUGGAUAACAGUGGACACAUUUAUAUACAAAAUGUGUAAUAAGAAAUAUUUGCUGUCAAUAUUUGCUGAGUACAUUUGGACCAAAAUCACACACAUGUUACAAGCAAGUGAAGAUGCUGCGCAACAAAAUAUAUAUUUCCUAAAUUGCAUCAUCGAUCUCUAUCUACCUUUUUCCUGGGAAAGAAAGCUUGUACAAAAUAUAGCACUACGUACCUACUUACCAAACACAUUGAUGUGUAUUGUAUCAGCUGUGUUUAUGAUGGUUGCUAUUCUCAAUGUGAAAAUAUAAUGAGUUUGCCUUACAAUGUAACCAGAAAUGCAUAUCCUGAGCAAUAUGACUUCUAACAUACAUUAAAUGAAGUUUAUAUCUUUACCUGAAAUUCAGAAACAUGAGUAUAAAUGGAGUAAUUUUAUCACAAUUAAAGAAAAUGGUGAAUAUGAUGUGAGAAUUGUGUUUAUUAAUUUUGGAAUAUUAUAACAGUUUUCCAUGCACAAUUAAAACCAAUACUUCAAGAACAUUUAGUUUGAUGUAUAAUAAUUUGAAUUCGAAUACAAUGUGUUUACUGGCACAGAGAAUUUGACUGAUUUUUCACAUGGAUGAAUAUUACACCUUCUAAAACUAAAGAUUUAUUCAUCAAACCAAUAAUUGUAGAAGAUGGGCAUGUUAUAGUGACAUUUUUUUAAGACACAAAGGGUAGAGUUUCUAAAUUAAAAAAGCCCUAUAUCAAAAAAGUGAAAACUAAACCUCUCGUAAGUAGUGAGAAACACAAAAAAAAAACCACUGAUAUAGGUUACUGGUUAAAAAAUAAAAAUAAAUCAAUUGUAUAGUUUAUUGGCCAAUAGAUAUCUCAAUUAUUAACAGCAAAUGCCAUUAAUCCUCACUCACACAUAUCUCUAAAUGUCUCCCUUUAAUCACAUAUCUAUAUCACAAAAUCAACAUUACUCCAACUUGUAUUUUAGCCUGGAAAAUGAUAUACAAAACCACGCAUUGGUAUUAACUACCGUACCUUUUGUGUCACUAUGCCACAUUCCCUCUAGCAUGUAACCUCAUUGAGCAGGGCCCUCAAUCCCCCUGUUCCUGUGCGUCAAACUUGUUUGGUUUCAAAUACGUGUCUGUUAGCCCACACAUUGUACAGAGCUACAGAACUUGUUGGCGCUUGAUAAAUAAUAAUAAUAACUAGUAAUGAUCCUACAAGACCACUAGAGGUUGUAUACCAUCUACGGACACUGUGUCUUUACUGCUAAUACUGAUUGAAGGUUGGGAAAGAUGAGUUAAUGCAGAUCAAAUGUAAUAGCCGAUACCUUCAUUGUGAUUAGCAACAAUAUUGCAGACGUGCAAUGUAAACAGUGUAAUUAGCUCUAUAAUAUUUUGGCAGAAGAUCACAGUGCUCAGGCGCUGCACUACGGUCGGAUUUAAUUGCCUCUUAAAUUGAGCUACAAAUAAAACUACGUCCUCUCUUAUACACCAGUGUAGACUCCAACACAGAGAGAAACAGGGAGGUUUGAGAAAGUCUCCUUCAAUACUGACUUAGAAAUCGCACUACUCUAUUGCUAUUCUAAAUCUAUUGACUAAUAAACGAUAACAUUGUUUUAAUGAACUCAAUAAAUAAAUUUUUAACAAUUAACCUCUA